AUGGCUAUCUCAACCCCUUCCAACGGCGUAAGCCAUGUCGCAAAGCCUCUACCCAACCUGAAAGAGGUCAAUAAAGGCAUUGAGACAGACAGUGAAGACCGAGCCUUCUGGUGGGGUGCCUUGUCUGAGCCUUUGGCCUCGCUCCUCGAGGCAAAUCACUACACCAAGGAAGUGCAACUUCACUACCUCCGUUGGUUUUACCAAUGGAUUCUACCGGCUCUGGGGCCACGACCUCUCGACGGCAAACCCUAUUACGGGUCUUGGAUUACUCAUGAUUUGUCGCCCUUUGAGUACAGUCUCAAUUGGAAAGAAAAGAGUUCCAAACAGACCAUCCGUUUCACUAUUGAGGCGGUUACGAAGCAGUCUGGCACAGCCAGCGAUCCUAUCAACCAGCUCGGCGCAAAGGAGUUCCUGGAAGCAGUCUCCAAGGAUGUUCCUGGUAUGGAUCUCACGCGAUUCAACCAGUUUCUUGAGGCAACCAACGUACCCAACGACUGCGUAGAUGAUGCCAUUGCAAAGCACCCAGCACACUUCCCUCGCAGCCGCGUUUGGAUCGCUUUUGACUUGGAGCACUCUGGCAACCUUAUGGCCAAGUCAUACUUCCUGCCGCAUUGGCGUGCGAUCCAGAGCGGUAUCUCGGCCAAUACCAUCAUUGGCGAUACGGUCAAGGAGUGCAACAAGGCGGACGGUUCGUCGUACGACGGGUCGCUGAACGCCAUUGAGUCGUACCUGGCAACGUUCACGCGACCGGAGGAGGCGCCGCAGAUGGGACUGCUGUCAAAUGACUGCGUGGCCGAAACGCCCGGCUCGCGCCUCAAGGUCUAUUUCCGCUCCUCGGCGGACACGCUCGCCAAGGCCAAGGACAUGUACAACUUGGGUGGCCGCCUGAAGGGCCCCAAGAUGGAUGCCAGCCUCAAGGGUAUCAGUGAUUUCUGGUACCACCUGUUUGGCCUCGACAGCUCCGACCCGGCCUCUGAUGACAAGGUCUGUAUCGGCAACCACAAGUGCAUUUUCGUCUACGAGAUGCGCUCCUCGCAAGGCUCGGAGCCCGAUAUUGAUGUCAAGUUCCACAUCCCAAUGUGGCAGCUUGGUAAGACGGAUGGGCAGAUUAGCGAGCUGCUGGCUUCUUGGUUCGAGAGCCAUGGUCACCCUGAUCUCGCCUCGAGGUAUAAGUCUGACUUGGGCACGGCAUUUCCCAAGCACAAUAUUACGGGCAAGAGUGUAGGAACCCAUACUUACAUCUCCAUCACUCACACACCCAAGACGGGAUUGUACAUGACCAUGUAUCUCAGCCCGAAACUGCCCGAGUUCUACUACUGA
This is a messenger RNA of Pestalotiopsis fici W106-1, 1320 nucleotides long. RefSeq lists its product as uncharacterized. Bases 1 to 1320 code for a protein of 439 amino acids. Gene Ontology annotation, biological process: alkaloid metabolic process. The transcript has 2 exons. The record is from RefSeq and is a predicted model, not a curated record. Lineage: Eukaryota; Fungi; Ascomycota; Sordariomycetes; Amphisphaeriales; Sporocadaceae. Gene Ontology annotation, molecular function: transferase activity, transferring alkyl or aryl (other than methyl) groups.